Molecule: messenger RNA, 1795 nt
Organism: Trifolium pratense (red clover)
Lineage: Eukaryota; Viridiplantae; Streptophyta; Magnoliopsida; Fabales; Fabaceae
Product: cysteine-rich and transmembrane domain-containing protein WIH2-like
Exons: 4
Coding region: 1167-1517 (116 amino acids)
Source: RefSeq, a predicted model, not a curated record
AGUCCUUACUUUUUUACGCUUAAUAUUUUCCAAUUCCUUUUGUUUCCUCUCUCACUCUCUCUUUUCUAUUGCCAAACCCUAGCCGCCGCCGUGCACUCCUCCUUCUCCUCCGUUUUCUCAACUCUUUCUCAACCGUCCCAUCCAUCCACUGCCGUCAAACUCAAAUUAUCUACCAUCCUUCUCAUCAAUUUUUCUUUGUUUGAUUUACUGGAUUUUGUUGUUUUUAUGUUUUCACAAAUCUUAACAGUCUUCUUUUUGUUUUUCUAUCAUCCCUACACAAGAAGUAAGAUAUAAAACUGCUCAUGGUUGAGGAACAAAGAGGCUACAUGGUAAAUAAUAUAAUCUUUAGAUCGACAAAUUUCUCUUCAGAUCUAUAUGGUAUAUAAAUUUUUUCAGAUCUUACAAUAUGUCCUUGUUGGAUCCAUAGAUCUGUGAAGUUGUAUAUUGAGAUAGGAAACUCUAAGGAUUGGAGGUUUGAAUGAAGAAAAAAAAAAGUUUAGAGUGAAAUUGACAAGUCAUGUUGGCAUUGAAAUAAUUCCUUCAAGUGUUUAUGGAUUUUAAGUGUUGUAAUAUUUUUUUAAUAGUGUUUUGUUUGAAUAUAUAAUGUUAUUGAAUGUAUUUUAUAUAGUUUGUUAAUUUAAUUGGACCAGAAUUAAAAUGAUACAACAAAAAUGAGAAAGAAUGACAUGCAAAAACAAAACCAUCUAAAAUUAUCCUAAAAAUGAGACAAAAAGAUCAAAAAUUAAAAUAAGGCCCAAUUUACAUAAUAAACGAGACAAAACAACCUAAUUUAAAAUUGAAUGUGGCCCAUUAAAAAAAAUUAUUUGGGUCACAAAUGGUUCAACCCGUAAUAAACCACCCGUUUGACCCGUUAUCCGCUGGACCCGAACCCGUUUUACCCGAACCCUAAAAUCAGUUCGAUAUGGGCCAGUAGAUAUGACCCGUGGAUUGGGCCGGUUUGAGGUUUUCGGCCCAUACCGACCCAAACCGGCCCGUUGUCCACCCCUACACCCACACACCACACAUCAUUGAUUUUGAUUCAUUAUUAUUAUACUAUCAAUCAUCGUCUUCUUCUUCUUCUUCUUCUUCGAAGACAAAAUAUUAGUAUUAUUAUUAAUUAAUUAAUAACUGCCUUAACAACAAAGCAAACAAUUAUAACAACACCAAUGAGUUAUUACAAUCAACAACAGCCACCCGUCGGAACUCCGCCGCCACAAGGUUAUCCGCCGGAGGGAUACGGAAAGGAAGGAUAUCCGCCACCGGGAUAUCCACCACCACCGGGAUAUCCACCACAAGGAUAUCCACCGCAAGGAUAUCCUCCGCCGGGUUAUCCACCGCAAGGAUAUCCACCGCCACCAUACCCAGCGCAAGGUUAUCCUCCUCAGUACGCUCCUCAAUACGCUCAACCACCACCACCUCAUCAUCAUAAUAACAACAACAAUUCAUCGAGCCCUGGUUGCUUAGAAGGCUGUUGUGCUGCUCUCUGCUGUUGCUGUCUAUUGGAUGCCUGCUUCUAAGAAGAGUUUACUCUGCACAGAUUGAAUUGAAGUGUAUUUAGCAUUGAGCUCAAUGAAAAUUGUUUCUAGUUUCUUUCAUGUGUUGCCCCUUGUUGACCGUUUCUUUUUAUAAAUAAGUAACAUGAACUAUUGCUUCUCAAGGACAACUUUGCCAAAUUCAUAGGGCUUUGUAUAGUUAACAAGUUAAAUCCGUAGUUCUUUAAUCUCCUGCUCUCUACCACCUUGUGAAAGCAGAAAGCCAAUGAAAUAAAACAUUAAAAUGGGUUCAAUUGCAGCAA